This is a messenger RNA of Syzygium oleosum, 2411 nucleotides long. RefSeq names its product protein SIEVE ELEMENT OCCLUSION B-like. Lineage: Eukaryota; Viridiplantae; Streptophyta; Magnoliopsida; Myrtales; Myrtaceae. The record is from RefSeq and is a predicted model, not a curated record. The transcript has 7 exons. Gene Ontology annotation, biological process: phloem development. Bases 82 to 2085 code for a protein of 667 amino acids.
CAUCUUCUUCUUCUUCUUCGUCCUGCUUAUUAAGCCUUACUUGGUCUCUUGUUUUCCUUCCUUCCAUCCUUGGAGGAUAACAUGGCGAAGCGGGCAUUGUCCAACCCCUCCCGCGGCAGCGACACGGUGAGUAUCGUGGCCACUUCGGCCAUCAUCAACUUCGUCAACAACUACCAGUUCAUAGACCGGAUUGUGGGAGAGCAUUUUUAUGAUUCCUCUGUUGAAGAAAAGUGCAAUGUGAAUGACCUCCUUGGCAUCGUCAACAACAUCCUCUCGGGCGUCAUCCCGCUCGUCGAUAAGGACAGUGGCAACAAAAAGGUUCCUACAGAUGACCUGCAAACCAUUAUUCCCAGCAACAUUUCGCAUUUGAUUAACUGGAUCUGCUGCCAGAUGACAUGUGAGGCUGCGCGCAGCAAAAAUGUAGAGACGAGGUUGCUGCAGAUCUUCUCGAAGUUAUCAAGCUAUCGAUGGACCACCCAAGUCCUGCUGGUCCUCGCGGCCUUCGCUCUGCAAUACGGCGACUUCUGGUUCAUCUCCGAAGCUCCCUCCGACGGCCGGAACGCCCUGUCCACUUGCCUCCUGAAGGGCCUGAGCUCGCUCAAGAAGAAGCUCAUAUCCGACGAGAACAAGGCGGCGGCGAUGAUUCCUCUCAACAAGGUAGUCAACGACCUCUUGGAGUUGACCACUCACUUGGUUCGUCUCUCCAAGCUGGUGAUACAGAACCGCGGGAAGCACGUGCCUGAAUUGGCAACAGCAUUUCGAACAAUACCCAGGUGGAGCUGCGAGACCAUCGUCGCCAUUCUGGCCGCCGGGAACUAUUUCGCCCGGCUUAUCAAUGAUGAUAAGUUGGCAGAAUCAGAACUGGAUAUUAUUGCGUUGAGCGUGUCGGACACGAAGAGUGACGUUCUCAGAGCGGUCAAGAGUUGCGAGAGGAAAAUAGGCCAGAUGGAGGAGUAUCAGAAGUACGUGAAAAAGGUCGAAGCUCCUGUGGACAUCGUGGACUUUCUGAUUUCACUGCUUACUGCGAAGGAUUCCUCGCAGGAUCCAAUUGUUACUGGUCCCAAUGACACACCGGUCAAGUUUGAGUUGUUCAGGAAGAAGAGUGUAUUGCUGAUUAUAUCGGACCAAAACAUCUCUAGGGAUGACAUUGAGACUCUUAGAAUUAUUCAUGAUGAUGAAACUAAGCGCUUUCGAAUAAGCCCCGAGGACGACCCAAAAGCUGUUUCUAUCCAGAUUCAAACCGAGAAGGAGACGCUCUAUGAGCUUGUUUGGAUCCCUAUUGUGGAUGCGAGGCCGGAGAAUUUGGAACCACUGCCAAAAUUCAAUUCUCUGAUGCCAUGGGCUUAUAGGGUAGACCCACAGAAAAUGAAUGAGUGGGCCGCUACAUAUAUCAAGGAAGAGUGGCGUUUCAAGCGAGAAACCAUGGUUGUGGUGUUGGACUCGCUUGGUUUGGUGGAGAACACAGAUGCCAUGCCCAUGCUACGGAUAUGGGGGACAGACGCUUUCCCUUACACAGGGAAUGAAAGUACCCAUCCGUGGAGGGGGCCAUGUAAUUGGGUUCAGCUUGUAUUAAAACGGGUAGUCCAGCAGGGGACAUUGGAUGCGAUUAAGGAUGAGUACAUAUUGUUUUGGGGAGGACCUGCUGCUGCUGUGGAGGCAGCAGGUGCUGUCGGUGGCGGAAUUCCUAACCUUAGGGCAGUUCUAAUUGAGGACAUGAAGCACUUCCGCAUCCUCUUGAGGAGUUGCUUGAUUUGUAGGUUGCAAGCUCUGCAAAUUCAGAAAUUUGAAAGCAGCCCAUUGCGCGAUCCCAUAGUAUACCAGAUGAGUGAAGCCUACAAAGCCUGUCGAAAAGACGUGGUUGCAAUACUCGCCAAAGGGCCUGAGCUGCUGUUGGAGCAUGUAGGCCUUUUGAGUGAUUUAAAAUUGGUGAGGGAUGAGGUUGCCAAGGAUGGAUUGACAGCUCCUGCAAAAGGUUUCGAGAAGAAGUAUAAAGACGCUCAAGGACAGUCCAUAUGCCUGCACGUCUGCGUCCCACAUUAUACCAGUCUCGGGGAUUUCACUGCCCUGAUUGUAGCCGAUUCAUGAGGCACGAUCUUAGCCUCACGUGUUGCCAUUCCGAUCCUGAUUGAAGGGGGCUUGCGACGCGUGAAGCCCUUAGCCAACGCUAACGCUAAAUAAAAAAGCUUCAGUUCGGAGCAUGUUCGGUUGUGGAGUGUGCAAGGCGUGGCAGAGUGUUUACAUUUUUCUGUGCGUUUUCGGUUUGUUAACAUAUUAGCCUCUUUGUUCGCAAGAGAGCUAACUUCUGUUUACUUUCAUAUGCUUGUAAUGCGCUUGUGCUUCGGGCGAUAAGAGCCUCUCAGGGCCUUUUGUUGCCAUUUUAUCGAAUAAACAAAGAGAUUGACGAGGUUUGU